GCAGCGCUGCGGUGUCAUGGCGCAGACGAGGCCGAGCGGAGUCGCCGUAUCAAACUUUCAUUCCUGCUCCAUUCGGUUCAUCUUCCCGGGCUGUUCUGUCUGAACUCCUCUUUUUCUGCUGGGUUCUCGCUCUGAUGAAGCCAGCGUUCUGAGCUCCACCCCCAGAUCCACGGAGAGAGAGCGGAGAUGGAGAAGCCGGUGCUGCAGACGCAGCCGUCCACCCUGCCGUUCUUCGACACGGCCCACGCCUUCAACCUGCUGCGGGGAAUCCACGAGCUGCGGGCCGAGAGGAAGUUCUUCGAUGUGACUCUGUGCGCGGAGGGCCGGGAGUUCCACUGCCACCGCACCGUGCUGGCCGCCGCCAGCACCUACUUCCGGGCCAUGUUCGCCGGCACGCUGAGGGAGAGCGCCAUGGACCGGGUGGUCCUGCACGAGGUGUCGGCAGAGCUGCUGGGCCUGCUGGUGGACUUCUGCUACACGGGCCGGGUCACCGUCACCCAGGACAACGUGGACCUCCUGCUGAAGACGGCCGACCUGUUCCAGUUCCCCUCGGUGAAGGAGGCCUGCUGCGCCUUCCUGGAGCAGCGCCUGGACGUCUCCAACUGCCUGGAGAUCCAGGACUUCGCCGAGGCCUACGCUUGCAGAGAGCUGGCCGUCAGCGCGCGCCGCUUCGUCCUCAAGAACAUCAUGGAGCUGGCCAAGGGGACUGACUUUGAGCGGUUGCCGUGGAAACGCCUGCUGGAGUUCGUGACGGACGACCAGCUCUGCGUGGACAAGGAGGAGACGGUGUACCAGAUCGCGGUGCGCUGGGUGAAGGCCGACCUGCAGCGCCGGCUGCACUACUGGCCCGAGCUGCUGCAGCAGGUCCGGCUGCCGUUCGUCCGCAGGUUCUUCCUGCUGGCCCACGUGGAGAGCGACCCCCUGGUCUACCUGUCGCCCACCUGCCUGCGCAUGGUGAACGAGGCCCGCAGCUUCCAGUCCUGCGAGUACGACCGGCACGACCGGACCUGCAGCCGCAUGCGGCCGCGGCCCAGCACGGGCCUGGCCGAGAUCCUGGUGGUGGUGGGGGGCUGCGACCAGGACUGUGACGAGCUGGUCACCGUGGACUGUUACAACCCUCAGACCGGACAGUGGCGCUACCUGGCCGAGUUCCCCGACCACCUGGGGGGCGGCUACAGCAUCGCUGCCCUCGGAAACGACAUGUACGUCACAGGCGGCUCUGACGGCUCGCGCCUCUACGACGGCGUGUGGCGCUACAAGUCCAGCGUGAACGAGUGGACGGAGGCGUCGCCCAUGCUGAAGCCGCGCGAGUACCACAGCUCGUGCGUGCUGAAGGGCCAGCUGUACGUGGUGGCCUCGGACAGCACGGAGCGCUACGACCACGCCCUGGACUGCUGGGAAGGGCUGCCGGGCAUGCUGCACGCCAUGGACAACUGCUCCACCACGGCCUGCAACGGCCGCCUGUACGCCAUCGGCUCCCUGACCGGGGAGGACACCAUGGCCGUGCAGAGCUACGACGCAGACGCCAACCGCUGGGCCAUUGUGAACUGUGGGCAGCUGCCGCCCUGGUCCUUCACGCCCAAAACCGUCACCCUCAACGGACUCAUCUACUUUGUGAGGGAUGAUUCAGCCGAGGUUGAUGUUUACAAUCCGCAAAAGAACGAGUGGGACAAAAUUAGCCCGAUGACCCAGGUCCACGUUGGAGGCAGCGUUGCAGCCCUGGGGGGAAAGCUGUACGUGUCGGGCGGCUACGACAACACGUUUGAGCUGUCUGACGUGGUGGAGGCGUACGACCCGGUCUCCUGCUCCUGGAGCCCGGCCGGGCGGCUCCCCCAGCCCACAUUCUGGCACGGCAGCGUCAGCAUCUUCCGCCAGUUCAUGCCGCUGGUGGCCAGCAGCUUCGAGCCCACGGAGCUGCCCGAGUCCAACACCAUCAGCCUGCACCGGCACCACCGCCACCAGGCUCUGCACAACCUCAACAACAACCUCAACCAGAACCAGGACGUGAACCCGGCACGCUGAGUUCCACGUGCUCUGGUGUGUUUCCCCUCGUCUGGGGGAGUUUACCUCAUCACCACAUGAAGGACAGAGAGGAGGCGAGUGUUUGCAGAGCAGUCUGAGCCUGAGACUACGAGGCUGCUGCAUCGCUGGCAGCUGCAGGCGGGGGACCGGAAACCCCCAGGCCAGACUGCUGCAAGGUUGCUUUAUUCCCCCAGCUAUUGGAACUCAUAGUUUACUCUACAAUAAGUAACGGCUCACAUGAUGGAGCUGCUCUCUUGCAGAGGUGGAUAAUCCAGGUGCCAUAAAGUAAAAAUCCAGUUCCAAAACUGAUAAUAUAAUACUUGACAGAUAAUGUAAUAUAUAUGUUCAUUUUCAAUCCAGAGUUCUACAUUUUGUGUUUUAAGAAUCUAAGAAUGUUAUAUACGCUGGAUUUGAAACACCAGAAUGACUAUUGGGUUAAAUUGCAGACUUUGAGUACCAUGUCAUAAAUUCUCAAUAAUGUAAUAAGGUAAUACAUUAUCGGUAAAAAUGUUAUAACAAUAUCCGUCAGGAUAUUUUAUUACAUUAUUGGUCAAGUUAUUACAUUAUUGGGUUUUAUUACAUUUUUGAUUGAGUUAAGUGCAAAUUUUAUUACAUUUUCAGGAAAUUAUUACAUUAUAGGGUGCUAUAGUCCUUAGUGAAAACACCUGUUCUAAAUGUACAGGCUGAUCCAGAAACAGCAGGGUUUUUACUUUAUGGCACCUUGGUUAUACCCCUCUGCAAAAAACAACCAAUUCCCAUGUUGCAAACAGCAGAAAUUGCUGUAGCAUUGUCUUCACAUGCUUCUCCGGAGGGUUGGAACAACUGCUGGACAGGGUUUUUACUUUAUGGAUUAUACACCUCUGCUCUCUUUGUUCACCAUAAAUGGAUGUUAAACCUCACCUAACAUCCAUUUGCAUCCUCCCCAGCUUGGGCCGAUAUACAGCCCUGAGCGAGCGGCACUACGUGCAAUCUUUAGGAGCAGUCGUAAAUGUUUAUAGUCAUUUUACUAAUUCAUGUAUCUGUAAAGCAGUACUGCUACUGAUGUGUCGGGGAGAUUAUCUGUGACUAAUGUACUGUGCUUCUGACGGCUUAAAUGUGUUACAGUUCAUCCCUUGUAUGGAAUUUAAAAGUGGGACUGUGCCUUGCAUUGAUGGAGGCGUAUGAAAAUGGUUACGUAAUAGUGAAAGUUGGGGAAAACCACGAUAAAUGUUGAUUUAUACUAAGCUUACAUCUACUACAGAAGAGUAUUAGGGCCAUGCAGGAGAAAAAUAAAAAUAAUAUUUUAGAGGAGGAAGAUUUUUUUUCAUUAUGCACUUCGAGAAAAAAGUUGAAAUUUUGAGGAAAAAGUUGAAAUGUCGAGAAAAGGUUGAAAUG
Messenger RNA from Cololabis saira (Pacific saury), 3396 nucleotides. It is a transcript of the gene klhl21, whose product is annotated as kelch-like family member 21. The transcript has 6 exons. Gene Ontology annotation, molecular function: protein binding. Gene Ontology annotation, biological process: protein ubiquitination. The record is from RefSeq and is a predicted model, not a curated record. The coding region runs from base 187 to 2022 and encodes 611 amino acids. Lineage: Eukaryota; Metazoa; Chordata; Actinopteri; Beloniformes; Belonidae.